This is a messenger RNA of Mesocricetus auratus (golden hamster), 2263 nucleotides long. RefSeq names its product sorting nexin 24 (gene Snx24). Lineage: Eukaryota; Metazoa; Chordata; Mammalia; Rodentia; Cricetidae. Gene Ontology annotation, molecular function: phosphatidylinositol phosphate binding. The transcript is spliced from 7 exons. The record is from RefSeq and is a predicted model, not a curated record. The coding region runs from base 361 to 903 and encodes 180 amino acids.
GGCCAUACUGGGCUACAUACUGAGCUCAAUGCUAGUUCAAGCUAAAUGAGACCCAAGUUUUAAAAAAACACAAACAAAAACCUAGAGUACCUAGUCCACAGACUCAUUGCCAAGAUUAAAUGAAAUAACAUAUGGGAUAUGCCUGGCGAAGGGUGCAGUUAGUUCAGUCAAUGUCAGCAGCUGUUACUGUGAUUGUCUCUGUCUUCACAACCUUGGCUCAUUUCCUCCCCUGAAGACCAGGUUCUGGAAUACAGCUGGGAGAGCCCUGUGCACUACAAAGAGGCAGAGGCUACAGAGGAUGGGGAGAGGUGUCUGGGGUGAGAGGUUGUUGAAGCAGGGGUGUGAAGGUGUUGACUUUGGAUGCUGAUGGAGGAAGGUAUAGCGUGCUUUACCUCUUCUGACCCUGGACCGAACAGCACUGAAGCCGGUGCUUGUGAGCAGGGAAGAACCAAGGUGUUUAAAAUAGAAGUGCUAAUGAAUGGAAGAAAACAUUUUGUUGAGAAAAGGUACAGUGAAUUCCAUGCCUUGCACAAAAAGCUUAAGAAAUGCAUAAAGACUCCAGAAAUCCCUUCUAAACACGUCAGGAACUGGGUUCCCAAAGUCCUGGAGCAACGGCGGCAAGGCCUGGAAACAUACUUACAGGCCGUCAUUUUGGAAAAUGAAGAACUUCCCAAGCUCUUCCUUGAUUUCCUCAAUGUAAGACACUUGCCAUCCCUUCCAAAGGCAGAAAGUUGUGGAUCUUUUGAUGAGACAGAAUCUGAAGAGUCAAGCAAGCUGUCCCACCAGCCGGUGCUGCUGUUCCUCGGGGAUCCAUACGUCUUGCCUGCAGCCAGCGAUUUUCCAAAUGUGGUCAUCGAAGGAGUUCUUCAUGGAAUAUUUUACUCUCAUCUGCAGCCCAGGUAGAAACCCUACCUGGCCGGAUGAAGCUGAAGCGAGUUUCAGUGUCAAUGGCAAGAAAAUCGAUAGCUCUACCAACUUACCUGAAACUCCAUGACACCAUAGCUCUAGCUAGCAGGAAAAUUCACAGUCCUAGCUUCCUUCAGAACAGGGACGUUUCUAUUAGAAUGGUGCUUUUAAAAUUAGAAACUGAACCAGGGCAGCGUCAGUUUAAGGCCAAUUGUUUGAGUAAAAGGGAGAUUCCAACAUGGGAAGUCAGGACCGGCAGACCACAGAGGAGCACUGGCAGUACCGAGUGUCACCAGAGCCAGCCUCUGCUUCAGCUGCACCAUUUGCUAAUUGGAAAUCAGACCCUGCGUCAUGCUGACACUGAGCAACUUUGGUGGCCUUUUAUUCAGACCUUGACAACACUCAUUUUUACGCCAUGAGGUUUUUCUCAGUGAGGGAUACUGUAUUCAGGGGUCCUGGCACCAGAAGAGGGUCCUGGGACCCACUAUGCUAAGGGGGAGGAAAAAGCCACGCUGGAAAUUGAGUCGUAUUCACAAUAGAAUGCAUUGAAGAAUAGAAUGCAUUUGAGUUUCCAUUACAGAGGAGUUACCUCCCACCUGGCACUAUCUGUGAGAGUCCCUGAGAAAGACACUAUGCCAGAAAUCUGGCCUCCCAUUUUUUCCUCUCGUGUUGGAAAGUAUGAGUGCUCCUCUGAAGACCAGCUGACACCCCUGAUGAAGUCCCAGGGGCCAUUUCCUGUAGAAAGUACACACUUUGAACGCUAGAACCACACUGCAAAGUUCUUGUUCCAGUGGGAGUCAGAUGUGAGUUGACCGCGGUUGCAACAGGAGCAGAUGGACUGUUUGUAUCUGGGUUUCCUCCACGGUGUACAUUAUCAUGAUAUUACCACAGGCUUUUGUGUGGUUUUUCUUAUAGGUUCCUUUUCACUGACAUCGUGUGUGCAUUAAUGUGAGUUAGGUGUUUGAUGCUGUCUCUCCACUGAUGUCACACAGAUGGCCAUCUUUUGCUCGGUGACAGAGCCAAGCGUAUGUCCUACCUGUGUGUGUGUGUGUGUGUGUGCUGAUGAACAACCAACUUGUGGUUAUGGAUUUUCAUAAAUUUAAAUGUUGGAAAAAAUAUUGGCAAUUGAAAGUACCAUGUCAUGAAUUUUUAUUAGCGUCUAAACCUACAGAUUGAAAACCUGCUGCAAACUUUUAAAGAUACGUUUUUAUGAUUGAUUGUGUAAUUACAUGUUAGGAAUAAAGUAAUCAAGUGUUAUCAGCGAAAAAAUAACUAAAUGGUGAAGUACUAGAAAUACUUUUUUAAAUGUUUUUAUGUUACUAGCUAUUUUGAGUUAAAUAAAAGCAAAUAAAAGUAA